Molecule: messenger RNA, 576 nt
Organism: Orycteropus afer afer
Lineage: Eukaryota; Metazoa; Chordata; Mammalia; Tubulidentata; Orycteropodidae
Gene: KLRG1
Product: killer cell lectin like receptor G1
Exons: 5
Coding region: 1-576 (191 amino acids)
Source: RefSeq, a predicted model, not a curated record
AUGGAGCUAACUGACAGGGCCAUUUAUUCCUUAUUAGAGUUGCCUACUGCAACCCAAGUUGAGAAUGACUAUAGACAGCAGCAAAAAGGGUCUUCUUCCAGGCCCUCUCUUUCUUGCUGUGUGGCAAUAGCUUUGGGACUUCUGACCAUAACUCUUUUGAGUUUAUUGCUAUACCAGUGGAUUUUGUGCCAGGGUUCUACCUACUCCAAUUGUGCCAAUUGUUCAAGCUGCCCAGACCUCUGGGUGAGGUUUGGUGACCAUUGUUACUACUUCUCGGUAGAGAAAGAGGACUGGAAUUCUAGUCUGCAAUUCUGCUUAGCCAAAGACGCAUAUCUCCUUAUGCUUAAGGAUAAUCAGGAAAUGAGCCUCCUCAAACAUUUCCUCAGUAAUAAUUUUUACUGGGUUGGUCUGAGGAACAGUGCUGGUUGGAGGUGGGAAGAUGGAUCGACCCUAAACUUCUCAAGGAUUAUUUCCAACAGCUUGGUACAGACGUGUGGGGCCAUCAACAAAGAUGGUCUCCAAGCUUCUAGCUGUGAAGUUCUUUUACAAUGGGUCUGUAAGAAAGACAGACUUUGA